Messenger RNA from Pelagomonas calceolata, 1413 nucleotides. The record is from the annotation of a GenBank genome assembly. NCBI's taxonomy places the organism in Eukaryota, Pelagophyceae, Pelagomonadales, Pelagomonadaceae.
CUAGCUCGCAGUCGAGCGCGCGCGGGCUUGAAACGACGCGCUACGGGCAGCGGUUGAUCCACCACGGGAGUCACAGCGAACUCACAGUCCACGCAUACCAAAAGUUGCCGCUCGAUUCGACGCGAUAUUCGUGUUUCAGUGCCAACUGCAGUGCCAGCACAAAAGUGCCAGCCAUACAAGGAUGGCCAAGAAGCGCAAGUCCCAGGGCCAGGGCGGCAAGUCCACGAAGGAGGCGAAGAAGCGUUCGAGAGCGAAAUCCAAAAAGCACGCUUUACGAAGCGCCACGUACGCCGUUAAGAAGCUGAUAGACUCCGCCUUGGCCGAGGGCCAGCCGCAAAACGCUGUCGACCCCGAGGCGCAACAGCGGCGCAAGAAGAAGUCCAUCAGGAGGGCGGCCGCCGCGACGGCGCGGCUCGUCGAGGCGGCCGUCGCCGAGGACGUCGAGGGGAGGCGUAGGCGGUCGCACGAAACGAACCAGAUGGAGGACGAGAGCGAUUCUGAUGAGAGCGACGAAGCGCAGGACGCCGCGGCGGCCCUGGCGCCGUUUGUUGGGAGGGGUUUGGCUGGCGCUAUUGACGAGACACUACGAACAACAAGAGACGAGGCCCAGUCCCUGGCUUUGCUGGAAGGCGCUACCUUAAAUGCCGAGGAUAGUGAUGAUGCGGCGCCUACCUACUUGGAGGACGCCUUCUCCCAGCAGGGCGGCGAGUUCGUCGACGAAUCUAGUGAGAGAUGGGCCGAGUUCUGGGCGUCGUCGCCGUCCGUCGUCGGCGUCGACGCCGAGGGCACGCACUUCUCUCCUCCCUUAUUAGUGCAGAUUGCGGCGGACACGAUGAGAGGUAGGGUGUUGUUAUGCGCGCCGGGCAAUUCUAUAAGUCCGGAUUUACAAAGGCUCAUGGGCGAUGCCGACAUCCGCAAGGCCUUCUUCGGCGAUCCUCGACGAGAACGCCUGGGCUGCGCCAUCCGAAAUGGUGUGGAUACGCAAGUCGCGGAACGAGCGUCUUCCGGGCUAGAGGGCGACGCGCCGCAGCGCGGCCUCGCCGACGUCUGCGGGCGGCUCCUGCAGGGCGCGCCCUACGCCAAGAGGAAACGGCUGCAGAAGUCCUUCGGCUUCUACCGGCAGCGCGCGGAGGCCUCGCUGCGCCACAGCCGCCACUGGCUGUCCACGGACCAGCGGCGCUACGCGGCGGCGGACGCGUGGGCGACGCUGGCGGUCUAUAAAAAGCUGGAGACUUGCGGGGCGACGUUCGAGCUCCACGACGUCGCGGCGGAGGCGCCGUCGCCGGACCGGCAGCGCGGGCGGCCCGUCGCCCACACGUCGCGCGCCGACGACCUGCGGGCGUUUGUUAAUAGAAGCCUCGCCGGCCAGACCGGGACGCAUACACGUUUCAAUGAGUAAAGAACAACUGUUGA